AUGCCCCGUCGCUGGUUUUCCGAUCGGCUCCACGAUGCCUGGGGGCGUGUGGCGGGUCGCCGUGGACGGCAAAGAGACCAAAGAAGCCAAAGUCCUCAGUACUAUGCGGAAAUUGUGGCUACUCCUGACCAGAGCCCAGAUAGGGCCAGCCACCUCCACCUCCGUCGAGGUGCCUCUCUCCCUGACCUCCUAGCCCGUGCCGCCCUAGGGCGUGUUCCCCCACCGCUUCCUCUUGAUAGCCAAAGCCUUUGGGACACUCCAGCACCUGCCAUUUCUCCUGCUCAGUCCCAGUCAAAUGGCGCUAUCGGGCUUGGAACUUUCCUUGGGGAGUUGGAAAGAGAAGUAUCCCGCCAUGAUCAGCAUUUUAUCCCAACAGCUAUCAUUACGACUCGCAACACGGCGUCCAUCGACCAAGGGACUAGGUGUCAGCCCUGGAUGAUCCCCGGCCAAGAUUUCUUCCCUGAAAGUCAGCCACUGGUUCCUAACCAUCUAAGAACCGGAUUGUUUUCGAGCGAUGUCUUUGCCCUUCUACUUGAUGUUCUCGUCUCCCCGAACGGACUAAUUGGUCAGGAGGACGAGCUUAACCUCCCGCUGUUGCUUGCCACACUGUCAUAUGCUCUAGACCAAGGCAUGACCCGGGAGACCAGGAAGCUCAAGAGAACUAUUGAUCGAUACAUCCCCCUCCGCAUGUUCCACCACAAUCCUCAUACCAACUCACCUCGUCUGGAGUUUGAGUACUACGAGUUCCGUUCCGAGGAAGUCUACCAGGCAUGGCUAGUAGUCUCUCACGAUACCGAUACUCACGAAGAAGCUCUGCAAGCAUUGGGUGAUCAACCCCAAGCCCAACCAGACGGCGCUCUCAACCUCUCAGGCGUCCUGUUCCAGGGAACUCGGAAGGCANNCUCGUUGCACUUUUCACUGGUGUGCCUGGGGGUUCGGGUCACAACCCAACGCCCGGGACCCAAGGUGCCCUUCACGGGUGCUCUUGGUGACAUGCGCGAGAACCCACCCAGGGUUCUCGUUGCACUUUUCACUGGUGCUGGCGGGGGUUCGAAUAACAGCCGAACGCCCGGACUUGAGUAG
Messenger RNA from Fusarium tjaetaba, 1083 nucleotides. RefSeq lists its product as uncharacterized. The record is from RefSeq and is a predicted model, not a curated record. The transcript has 4 exons. The coding region runs from base 1 to 1083 and encodes 360 amino acids. NCBI's taxonomy places the organism in Eukaryota, Fungi, Ascomycota, Sordariomycetes, Hypocreales, Nectriaceae.